AUGACAAAUGCACUGAAAAGACGCCGAAUUGGGGCCUCAAGCUCAACAGAGACAUAUAGGGAUGCUAUUCCUUUGCCCGACAGUUUUGCAACAAUCCGUUCCAGUGAAGGCACGGCGGAGGGUAGAGUCAAUUAUUCUACUAUUCUUUCCGCUGGAGCGUGGGACGAGGCUACAUCUUGGAUACCUCAAGACGACAAUAUGUAUUCCUUGAUGCCGGAUAGUACUGGUUUCGACCUUGCUGUAGAAGGCGACUUUAUGGAUGGAGAGGACGAUGACAUUGUGGUGCCUAAUGCAGAGGGCGAACAACAACAAGACGAAAUCCAGUCCAUACCAAUAACACCCGCUGUGCCCGGUGUCAAGGCAAAACGAAGUUUGGUAUCAAAACGCCCGAAUGUUGUCUGGUGCUCAUUGUAUCGACAGACAUACCUAGAGGAACUUAUUCGGUGGUCUGGCCGGGGCGAUUUUCGACAUCUUCAAUCUUGUCCCGAUUGCGUUGCUCGAGGGGUGGAAACUUUAGGCCGAGCAGAGUAUAGGUGUAGGGAAUGCUUCUCUCCAGACCUGACGUGUAACAGUUGUUGUGUUAAAAGACAUAGACUUCACCCGUUUCAUCGUAUUGAGCAAUGGAACGGCUCAAGUUUUGUAGACGUUACGCUGAAGGAGCUAGGUCUGAUCAUCCAGUUGAACCAUGCUGGUGCUUACUGCGAUAACCCAAUUCCGUGUCAUUCAAAAAUGUUGAUUCUGCAUACGAACGGCAUCCAUUCGUGCAACAUUCAGUACUGCGGCUGCUCAAGGGCUAUUCCUCCACACCUCCAGCUUCUUCGUCGGCGUAUAUACCCAGCAACCCAGCUAGCUAUGAAGAGUUGUGCAACAUUUGAACUCCUUCGACAUUUACAUCGACUUGCCCUCACAACAAAGGCCUCUACCUACGACUUCUAUCGAUGUCUUGAAAAGUCGACUACAAACCUUGGUAUUGAUGUACCAAAGUCACGAUACCGGGCUCUCAUGAGGAUGGUUCUCCAGUGGCGGCAUUUACAGAUGCUGAAGUGGGCAGGCCGAGGACACGAUGAACGGGGAGCGGCAGGUACUUUACCUGGAGAAUUAAUGGUCAAAUGUCCAUCUUGUCCGCACCCUGGCAUCAAUCUGCCAGAUAACUGGCGGGAUGCUCCUGAUAAUAUGAAGUUUUUGUAUGCGGUCAUGAUUUGCCUAGAUGCAAACUUCAGAUUAAAAAAUCAAAUGGUUUCAAAUUACUCCCAGGAUCCAGGGCUGGGCUUGGGUCUGGCGUACAUGAUCCACCGAACAAAGUAUGAGGCGUACGUCAAAAGUAAAGCAAACGAAAACGAUAUAAGCACCUGCGUAGGUUUUCAGGCACUUGCUAAGGCAAACAGCAAGUUUUCGAAGGGCCUGAGAUAUACCGGAGUGGGAAUGGGUGUGUGCGGCAGAUCAGAAAUGAUUUUAGGAGUUGGAAAUCUUCAUAAGGGUGAACGCUAUGCCAACAUGGACUAUAUUUUUGGGACGAUUUUAAAGGCCCUCGCUGUCGUCUCCGUUCUUGCCAGUUAUGACAUUGCCUGCCAAUGGUUCCUCAACCUUCUUAGGAGAAUGCAGGAAGACUGGCCGCCUGAAAUCAAACCAUCGUCGGACAUGAGGUUUACUCCCGCAAUCCCGAAACUUCAUGCUUCUAUGCACAAACAGUCUCAUGCUAACCACGAUGUCUACUCGUUGAACCUCAUUCCUGGGGCUGGUCAAUCUGAUGGAGAAUGCCCUGAACGUGUGUGGGGCCCGCACAACCCUGUUGGAAAUGCCACAAAAACCAUGGGCCCUGGUGCCAGACAAGACACUCUCGACGACCAUUUUGGCUUCUGGAAUUGGUUAAAGUACACGUCUAUGGGUAUCACUCUACUUAAGAGAUAUCGACAGGCAGUCGCGGAUCGAAAUGCUCAGGUUGAAGGACAUCGUGGUCUGACCGAAUCUGUCAAAAAGGAAAAUCCGCAGCUGAUCGAUGUUUGGGAGAAAAUGUGCAUUGAGUGGGAAUUGGACAAGUUUCCGAAGGACAAGAAGAAAAACCCUUACUAUAUGCCAAGUAUAAGUGAGUUCUCCACAUUUUCAAAGCUCAAUGACUUCACAGUAAUCAUGACUGGCUCAGCGUUAAGCGAAGCUCAGGUGAAGAAAGACCUUGCAGAGAAGGAAGCCAAAUUUCUGGCACAGGGUGGCUCAUUCCAGCAUGCCACAACAUCUUCGAUGUUUAUAUCCCUUGGAUUGGAGCUUGAAGAAGCCCAACGACGUGUCAGACGUCUGGCAAAGGGGGUAGGACCUCAUUCAACAAUCCGGCAGGCAGGGUCUUUGACCGAACAACGAAACAUUCUCUCAACUCGUAUUCGGGCAUGGGAGCAGCUCUUGCCGGUCUACAUACCAGGAAUUGUCCAGUAUCAAAAAGACCAUCCGAUUACGACCAAGACUAGCUACGCUGAAGACGCCGUUCUCUAUCUGCCCUCAUCAAUUCCAGAACCCUGUCGAUCACGAAUCUGUACCCCCGGACUUGCCAAUAUUGAGAAGGAGCUGCGGUUUGCCCAGAUGUCAGACUCGCUGGCGUCGAUUCGGCAAAUUCUCAUCAUCAAAUCGAGAAUGAUUGAUUUCAAAAAUAAAAACAUUCGAGGACAGCGAGACGGUACACGAUCGACUACAGUAAUCGAUCGCGUCCACGAGCGAGCACGUUUUGCGGCCUCAAAGUAUCGGUCUGCACGAGCUGCACAUUUGGCGUUAGCAGGAGAUGGUGAUUGGGAAAACACGUACCGGGUGUUGGAGGAUAAGGAUGUGAGGGGUUAUCAGGAUCCAGACCGAUUACGACCUCGUGUAGGACGUCAAGGCAUAUACGAAGACGGGCAUGAGCCAUCUUUGAAUGUUGAGGUUGAUGAAGAUGACGGUAUAAACCUUGUGAAUCAGCUGAGAAAUAGGAGAGAUGGAACAGGACAGACCAGAAGAACCCUAUCAUGGAUAUGGACAGUCACAAUGGGCGUUCGAACGGAGGAGGACCACGACGACAUUCUGCGAGUGGAGUGGGCGAAGAGUCGUGCUCGGGUUAUGCGUGCCAAGGAGGAGGUGUUGCUUUUAAAAGAGGAAAUGCGGAGAACAUUAGCGUUUCUGAAGUACAAAUCAGACUGGUGGGUAGAGCGACAGUCGGCACUUCCAGGUGCUCCAAAGGAUUUGGUGGAAGGAAUAUCUGCAUUUGCAAUAUCCCAGGCUGAGAUCCAAACAUCCCUCGCGAACCACUUUCGAAAGCUAUGGGCGGCACCUUUCAGUGAGAAUGUUGAGGAGGAUGUCGACGAAGAUGAGGACGAGGUAGAGGAGGUAGAGGAUGUACCUCUAGAUGAAGACGAGGAAGAUGAAUUUGAGAACGAGACAGAAGAGCCCCUGUAG
Molecule: messenger RNA, 3411 nt
Organism: Psilocybe cubensis
Lineage: Eukaryota; Fungi; Basidiomycota; Agaricomycetes; Agaricales; Agrocybaceae
Exons: 7
Coding region: 1-3411 (1136 amino acids)
Source: RefSeq, a predicted model, not a curated record